AAGAGAGGGAAGCAGGUUUGAAUGAAGGAAGAAGAAUCAACCAGAGGUGGUCCUUGCUAGAAGGGUUGUUUUCAAUCAAAAUCACAUUUUUCUUAUCGUUUUAUUUAGGAGGAGCGAAUCAAGACACGACAACCAUUGCUUGCCACUUCUACUGUAGUGCUGGAAGAUCUUUAAAAGCUUUGUUUUCAAUAAAAAUCACCUUUUUCUUUUCGUUUAGCUAUCUGCCUUGAUUGCUACACCCUCUUCAAGCUCAAGUGCUCAGCAGUACUCAGUCUCUUCACUUUGCUUCAAGCUCAGCUCAGGGAUAUUGUAUCCUCAUAUGGGGAAUAAAAUUCUUCUCAAGGUUUUCUGUUUAUGGGCUUUGACAUGCUUGCUUCUUCCUGCUAACUCUAAUGGCCUGGUGAGAAUAGGUUUGAAGAAGCGCCGUCUAGACCUUGAUACUAUUAAGGCUGCCAGAAUUGCUAGACAGGAGGGAAAAUCAGGAGCAGGUGCAAACAGUUUGGUCCAUGAUCUAGGAAGUUCAGAUGCAGAUAUAAUACCCCUUAAAAACUAUUUGGAUGCUCAAUACUUGGGAGAAAUUGGUAUUGGCUCGCCCCCACAAAACUUAGUCAUAUUUGACACUGGAAGCUCCAAUCUCUGGGUUCCAUCAUCAAAAUGCUACUUUUCUAUUGCCUGCUAUUUCCAUUCCAAGUACAAGUCAAGCUUGUCGAGUACAUAUAUCAAGAAUGGGAACUCUUGUGAAAUACAUUAUGGAUCAGGAUCAAUUUCUGGUUUCUUAAGUCAAGACAAUGUUCAAGUUGGGGGCCUUGUUGUCAAAGAUCAAGUUUUUAUUGAGGUUACAAAAGAAGGAAGUCUUUCAUUCGUAUUGGGGAAGUUUGAUGGAAUACUUGGGCUUGGGUUUCAGGAAAUUUCAGUUGGGAAUGUUGUCCCUGUGUGGUACAAUAUGGUGCAACAAGAUCUUGUAGAUGAUGAGGUGUUCUCGUUCUGGCUCAACCGAAAUCCUGAGGCGAAAGAGGGUGGCGAGCUUGUUUUUGGAGGGGUCGAUCCGAAACACUUCAAGGGAAAGCAUACCUAUGUUCCAGUUACCAAAAAAGGGUACUGGCAGAUCAACAUGGGGGAUUUUCUAAUUGGCAACCAUUCAACAGGUCUUUGCGAGGAGGGCUGCGCUGCAAUUGUGGACUCCGGAACCUCAUUGCUUGCUGGUCCAACACCCAUCAUUACCGAAAUCAAUCAUGCCAUUGGAGCAGAAGGGGUUGUGAGCGCUGAGUGUAAGGAAGUGGUUUCUCAGUAUGGAGACUUAAUAUGGGAACUCUUAAUAUCAGGGGUAAAACCCAACAAAGUAUGUGCGCAACUUGGUUUAUGCAUUUUCAAUGGGGAUGAGUAUGUGAGCACUGGUAUUGAAUCAGUGGUUGAGAAGGAAAACAAGGAGGGAUCAUCUGCUGGUGAUGAUCUUCUAUGCAUUGCUUGUGAGAUGCUUGUUAUUUGGGUCCAGAAUCAACUAAGAGAAAAGGAAACAAAGGAAGCAGCAAUCAACUAUUUAGAUAAGCUAUGUGAAAGCCUGCCUAGUCCAAUGGGAGAGUCAGUGAUUGAUUGCAAUAGCAUUUCAACCAUGCCAAACAUCUCAUUUACCAUCGGAGAUAAACCUUUUAGCCUCACUCCAGAGCAGUAUGUUCUGAAAACCGGAGAAGGCAUUGCUCAAGUUUGCAUCAGUGGGUUCAUGGCUUUGGAUGUGCCGCCUCCACGCGGUCCUCUGUGGAUUCUUGGUGAUGUAUUCAUGGGCGUGUAUCAUACCGUCUUCGACUAUGGUAACCUUGAAGUGGGUUUUGCAGAGGCUGCUUAAUGAUCCUUCUGCUAGGCUGUAAUGCUAUGACAGAUUUUCCUAUGCCAAUCAGAGAUCACUCUGUAAUGUAAAUGUUUGUUAGGCAUAUUAGGACUAUGAAUUGAUAAUCUAUUUGUAUCCAUCAUCUGCUAAAAACAAGGCAUCAGGACAAUUUUAAAGAAUAUCAAGGAACAGAAUGUUUAAAUUUU
This is a messenger RNA of Populus trichocarpa (black cottonwood), 2028 nucleotides long. RefSeq names its product aspartic proteinase-like. Lineage: Eukaryota; Viridiplantae; Streptophyta; Magnoliopsida; Malpighiales; Salicaceae. Gene Ontology annotation, molecular function: aspartic-type endopeptidase activity. Gene Ontology annotation, biological process: lipid metabolic process; proteolysis. The record is from RefSeq and is a predicted model, not a curated record.